UGUUGCGAAACGUUAUGCAACAGAUGAGACAUUUUGCAACAGAAUCUGCGUAAUGAAUACAACACAGGCUUAGUCUUUUGAUAAAUAAUUCCAGCUGUAGAUAGUUUACUUAUCUUCAUAACGCAACAUAUUUGGUCGCCAUGCAUAAUGUCCUAUUACAGAGGUUCUGAAUCUAAGAGGGAACAAUUUCGAAGGUAUCUCGAAAAAGCGGGUGUUCUUGACACUCUCACCAAUGUGUUGGUGGCCCUAUACGAAGAGACAGAGAAACCUAAUAAUGCUUUGGACUUUCUAAAGCAUCACCUUGGUGUGGCUGGUGUGGAGACAGCAGAUGCCGAGACCCUCCGUUUGGGGGUGUCUGAGCUACAGCAGAAGUGUGAUCUGCUCAUGGAGGAAAACAAAGAACUCAGAAAGAGGCUUCUGCAGUAUGAACCAACACCUGAGGAUGGAGCAGCGGAGUAAUGUAGUUGGUUGAAUUGUUAUAUUUUUUUCACUGUUUGGAAGGGGCGCUUAAUGUAAAGCCAUCAUUUCUUUAUAGUGUGUGUGUGAUAUAUAUAUAUAUAUAUAUAUAUAUAACACUUCAUUAUUAAGGCAACGUAAUUUUGUUUAAGUAGUAAAUGUGGCUUCUUUGUACAGGCACCUCCUUUGUUACCAUUAUCUCCAAUUUAAGUCAAUAAAUACUCUUGCAGGAAAUAUUUCUCAUGGAAUUU
Oncorhynchus mykiss (rainbow trout) is the source of this 707-nucleotide messenger RNA. Its product is annotated as c-Myc-binding protein. Gene Ontology annotation, molecular function: transcription coactivator activity. Gene Ontology annotation, cellular component: nucleus. The record is from RefSeq and is a predicted model, not a curated record. NCBI's taxonomy places the organism in Eukaryota, Metazoa, Chordata, Actinopteri, Salmoniformes, Salmonidae. Gene Ontology annotation, biological process: regulation of DNA-templated transcription.